UGUAUAUGUGACUAUAAUUACAAUAUUUGUAGUUGUCAUAAAGAAAUUAACGCGAGACUGCUGUCUAAAAACGAAAAUUGCUUUUAAGGGAACUCUUAUUUUUCUCAUUAUAAAAUGAUUUUUAGAAGAGUGUUAACUCCUAACGUCUUCCACAAGGUUAGACAGCUAGAAUCAAUUUCUAACAAUAAUCUUUUUGCCAACACCUGUAGACUUCCCCAAUUUGGAAGAACGUCUACUACCCUCUCUAAUACCAAACAAUGUUUAAAUUAUAGCACUGUCAAUAAUGGAAGUAACUACUUGGUUCCGAAAACUACGAUUGUAAGCACACAAAUAAAUCGAAAACUAGCUACAGUUACAGGUGAUCAUGUACGUUUAUGGGUCUUUGAAAGACUUGUUUCGGCAGGACUCCCAAUUACAAUACCUGCUGCUCUGUGGACAGAAAGUCCAAUUCUCGAUGGUUUAAUGUCUUUGUUGGUCGUAAUGCAUACGCAUUGGGGACUGGAAGCUAUUAUUAUAGACUAUGCACGCCCUAGCAUUGUUGGACCUGUUCUACCAAAAAUCUUGCAUUUGUCUUUGUUCAUCCUGUCAGCUGCAACACUAACUGGACUGUUUUUACUUAUUAAUAAUGGUCCAGGUGUCUCGAAAAGUAUCAAAGACUUUUGGGCAAUUGGCAAAAAACCUUCUGAACAAUCGUCUGUGAAAGAAAACGCCAAAUAAUAUAAAUGAUGAUGUCAUAAUAGAUGUUUAAUAUCUUAGAACUUUUGUAAUUCGCUUAUAAAUCCUACAGGAAUAAAUUAUUCAUCUUCAACUAAUAAA
Molecule: messenger RNA, 816 nt
Organism: Ceratina calcarata
Lineage: Eukaryota; Metazoa; Arthropoda; Insecta; Hymenoptera; Apidae
Gene: SdhD
Product: succinate dehydrogenase, subunit D
Exons: 4
Coding region: 115-717 (200 amino acids)
Biological process (GO): mitochondrial electron transport, succinate to ubiquinone; tricarboxylic acid cycle
Cellular component (GO): mitochondrial envelope; respiratory chain complex II (succinate dehydrogenase); membrane
Molecular function (GO): ubiquinone binding; heme binding
Source: RefSeq, a predicted model, not a curated record